Messenger RNA from Aspergillus mulundensis, 660 nucleotides. RefSeq lists its product as uncharacterized. The record is from RefSeq and is a predicted model, not a curated record. Lineage: Eukaryota; Fungi; Ascomycota; Eurotiomycetes; Eurotiales; Aspergillaceae. The transcript has a single exon. Bases 1 to 660 code for a protein of 219 amino acids.
AUGGCCACCGUCGGCCCCGUCCUGUCAAGAAGCGUCUCGAUUAUUCCCUUACCCCGUGCGCACAGAAACGACAACGACCGCGGCUUUUCGACAAGAACCGAGCCGCAACCCAGGCAGGCCGAUGCCGGCGCAACCGAAGCGGUUGAACCUCCCGACAAAGGGCGGACGUUGUGGUCGGACAUUCUCUCCUUCCUGCGCGGGAGAUAUGGUGUCAGGGGGCUAGCUGGGCAUGUCAAGCCCCUCAAGCCGGCAAAGCCGACCAAGAACGGGGAUGUCGCACUCGUCGGUACCGAUACCUCGCCCGCCUCGACCCAGCCGGCUCCCUCGGAUUCGCAAGCCGACCAAACACUGGAAGGCCAGGAAGUGGAACUGGAAGCCGGAGACGACGAUGGACGAAUGAGCUCAGAGGCGAUACGAGGAUCCAAUGAUGGCCCCGCCACUCUCAACGAGAUCUGGGAGAUGUCAUCCCAUGUGGGUAGGAUGCGGAUUUCCUCGGAUGUUGAGCGGCUUGUCGAUCAUUUCGGGCCGGUAGAGCUAACGGAGGACCAAUACGCGGAGGUGGAUAGAGUGGUAGCGGAGAUCCCAAGAUAUUCCAGGUGGUCAAGGGGCCGGUGGAAAGCGCGGUUGACGAUGUCCUUUCGUACGAGGAGUCAGUCGUAA